AUGGAGUCAAAUCAAGAUUCCGCAGCCUUGACUCAACAAGUCCAAACUCUUGCAGCCACCGUUGAAGAACUCACCAAACAAAAUCAGGAAAUGAAGCUACGGCUUCAACAGGUUCAACACGAGGAGAAUCGGUCCAAGGACAACCCAGAGGGAGCUGCAAGGGAAUGGUUCACAAAGUUGCCAAUAUCGUCCAUUGAAAACUUUGAGCAGUUGAGCAACGCCUUCUUGCGUCACUUUAUUGGGAGCCAGCGUCCUAAGAGGCCAGCGGACCACUUACUCACCAUUCGGCAGGGAGAGAAGGAAACUCUGAGGUCGUACGUGAAACGCUUUACUUGGGAGACCCUGGAGGUAGACGAAGCUAAUGACAAGGUACAGCUGACGACCUUCAAAGUGGGACUGAGAUCUAGAGAUCUCGUGGCUUCACUCACAAAGAAACCUCCAAAGAUGGCAGAGAUGCUCCUGAAAACACAGAAGUACAUGAAUGCUGAAAACGUUUUAGUAGCUAUAGGGAAUGUAGAGAAGCCAGGGGACAAAGGAAGGAAGGAUGACGAGCGUAGGGGACAAAAGAGGGAGCGUCCAGGUCGUCGGACCAAUGACAGAAGAAGAAAAAAAGAUAAAGGUCCUUGGACGGUAAAAUUUACCCCCCUAGUUAUGCCUGUUGACAAAAUUUUAACGCAGAUUAAGGAUGAGCACUACCUCAAAUGGCCAAGGCCAUUACAUUUGUCCUGUAAUGUCCGUGAUAAGAAUAAGUAUUACCGGUUUCACAAAGAUCAUGGCCACAACACAGAAGACUGUCGGGACCUAAAGGAGCAAAUAGAGGAGUUGAUAUAG
Quercus lobata is the source of this 831-nucleotide messenger RNA. RefSeq lists its product as uncharacterized. The transcript is spliced from 2 exons. NCBI's taxonomy places the organism in Eukaryota, Viridiplantae, Streptophyta, Magnoliopsida, Fagales, Fagaceae. The coding region runs from base 1 to 831 and encodes 276 amino acids. The record is from RefSeq and is a predicted model, not a curated record.